Molecule: messenger RNA, 705 nt
Organism: Ambispora gerdemannii
Lineage: Eukaryota; Fungi; Glomeromycota; Glomeromycetes; Archaeosporales; Ambisporaceae
Source: the annotation of a GenBank genome assembly
AUGUUUCCCGCAGUCCUUUACGCGACUCACUAUACGAUAUUUUGUAUAGUGAUAGUCUUCCGUCGAAAGUCUCCAGCUCAUAUUACGGUGUUUAAUUGGUUUGAGAAAGACUCCUCCUCUGAACAAUCUAAGCCGGUUGCAGUCUUUAAAAAGACGCGGUUAUACUCAUCCAUUGCUAAACAAGAUUCAAGUCACGCAAUCAUCAAUAAUUACAAUAAUGAUCGAAAACCUAUUCGUAAAUCUUCACCAAUAAAGCAAGUAUUUUCCUUUACCGCCAGUGAACAAGGAGCGGUCAUUGAGCCUUUUCUUAAUCUUACCGAGAAGGCAAUUUAUAAAUUUCUCGUUGACAAUGAAAGUUGGAUUCCCCUCGAUGUUUUGCAAGCCUUCUGUGCUAAACAACGUCCUCCAUCUGUAUUUCAUGGCCAAUAUAAGGCCAAUCCUGUUGAAUUAUUAAGUAAUUUUAAGAAAUAUGUGCGUAACAAAAUGCGCAUGGGAUCAUGCUCUUCAGCGGAAACUACAAAAAAGUAUUUGAUAACAAGGCGAAUAUUGACAACGAUUAAGCGGUGGAUCAAUAAAGCGAAUGAAAACCAUUCUCACUUGCUACAAAAAAGAAAACUUGACGAUACGAAUUUUGAGAAAAUUACAGAAUUCGUUCUUGAUGUCCUUGAGGAAGUCGAGGAGACUGAGGAAGGAGAUAAACGAUGA